UACCCAACCAAGCCCAAGAAUCCAAGCUCCGCGCCAAUGGCCGUCGGAAACUGCAACGGACCAGAAGCUCCGACCAAAAACAUUGCCGUCAUCUUCGGAGCAACCGGGCUCGUGGGGAAGGAACUCGUCAAGAAGCUGCUCUCGAAACCCAGAUGGAAGGUUUAUGGCGUUGCCAGGAGGGCCGAUCAAGCCCUUUUCAAAUUCAUUCAAAACCCCAAUUACCAAUUCAUCUCGUGCGAUCUUCUCAACCCUCUCGAAACCAAGCACAAGCUCUCUUCUCUGCGAGAAGUGACCCAUCUUUUCUGGGUCACCUGGGCGAGCCAGUUCCCACUGGACAGCCAAGAAUGCUGCGACCAGAACAAGGCCAUGAUGGAGAACGCCCUGAACGCCAUUCUCCCCAGAAUCAGCUCUUUAAAGCACGUUUCCCUCCAGACCGGCGCCAAGCAUUAUGUUUCGAUUGGAAGCGGGUUCCAAGAAGGUGGUUUGGGUUUUUUAUAUGGUGAAGACAGCCCGAGAGUCGGCGGUGGCAAGAAUUUUUACUACGCGUUGGAGGACUUGCUCCGGCGUCGCUUGGCGGCCGGGAACGUAGCCUGGUCGGUCCACCGGCCUGGCUUGAUAUUGGGGAGUUCAGUAAGGACUUUGUUCAACUUCAUGGGUAGUUUGUGCGUUUAUGGCGCCAUUUGCCGGCAUCUGAAUCUGCCAUUUUUGUUUGGGGGGACAAGAAGGUGCUGGGAGGAGAUGUACAUUGAUGGGUCCGAUGCUGGGUUGGUGGCUGAACAGCACAUUUGGGCCGCGAUUAAUGAUAAAAUAUACAGCUCCGAUGGCCAGGCAUUGAAUGCCAUUAAUGGGGAUAGUUUCACUUGGAGAGAAAUCUGGCGGGCAAUGGCGAUGAAACUCGGAGCUGAAGUGCCUGAAGAGAUGUUUUCUGAGGAUUUUGUGUUUUCAGAGGCAAUGGGGGAUAAGGGAGAAGUUUGGAAGGAGAUAGUGAAGAAGGAAGAGUUGGUGGAUACGGAAAUGGGGGAUUUGGCGAACUGGGAGUUUGUGGAUCAGUUAUUCCGGUGCCCGAUGAAGAUGACGGCGAGCCGGGAGAAGGCCGACUGGCUGGGUUUUCAGGCGAGGUGUGAUGAUACGUUGGAGUGUGUACUGUAUUGGGUUGAUACGAUGAGAGAUGAGAGACUAAUUCCAUGGAAAGGGAUCUGACUCGAUUUGUGAAUUAUGAUGAAUGUGGUGAGCCACAAAACUGGCUCUGCUUGAAAUAAACAAGAGAAUAAGUGUUCUUGGCAGAUUAACAAUUGGGGGUUGAAAAUGCUCUGUUUUUUUUUUUUUUUUUUUGGGGGGGG
Diospyros lotus (date-plum) is the source of this 1340-nucleotide messenger RNA. RefSeq names its product (S)-8-oxocitronellyl enol synthase. NCBI's taxonomy places the organism in Eukaryota, Viridiplantae, Streptophyta, Magnoliopsida, Ericales, Ebenaceae. The transcript has a single exon. The record is from RefSeq and is a predicted model, not a curated record. The coding region runs from base 37 to 1200 and encodes 387 amino acids.